Messenger RNA from Condylostylus longicornis, 4515 nucleotides. It is a transcript of the gene dsd, whose product is annotated as attractin-like protein 1. Gene Ontology annotation, molecular function: protein binding. Bases 283 to 4203 code for a protein of 1306 amino acids. Gene Ontology annotation, cellular component: Golgi apparatus. The record is from RefSeq and is a predicted model, not a curated record. Lineage: Eukaryota; Metazoa; Arthropoda; Insecta; Diptera; Dolichopodidae. The transcript is spliced from 9 exons.
AUUUUUUUUUUUCAUGUGAAGAAAAAAUAAAUAAAUCAAUUCUCUUUUAAGAACGGAAAAAUAUAAAAUGUAUUUGCAAAUAAAAAUAUAUUUAGUGUAAAUAUUAAUAAAAAUUACAAAAUUUAAGUUUAUUUUGGAUUAGAUAAAUAAAACAUGAAAAAUGGUUGUAUAAAAGAAGCAAACAAAAUUGAAAAAAAAAAACUAAAAUUCGUUCAGGGAAAUUAAAACCUGACAUAAAAAUAAAAAAAAAAAUUUAUUUUAUAUUGAUAAUUUUAGCCAGCGAUGUUAUCGCUUUAUAUAUUUAUAAAUAAUUAUUUAUUUGGAAAAAUGUUCAAUUAUUAUUAUAAAAGUAUUAAAAUAAAAUUUAAUGCAAAAUAUCGAAGAAAAUUGUAUAUUUCAUUACAAAUACUAUCAACAUUAUUGCUUUGUUUAAUUUGCAAAGUGAAUGCAUUUAAUUGCACUUCAGAUAUCAAUUGUAUGAAUGGUGGAACAUGUCGAAAUAGUGUAUGCAUUUGUCCAGAUGGAUGGCAGGGACCAGAUUGCCAAUUUUGUGGUGGUAAAAUAAGAUUAACAGAACCAGAAGGUAUUAUUCACGAUGGUUUCGGUAAUUAUUCUGUUAGUGUUAAAUGUAGCUGGCUAAUAGAUGCACGUAAUGCGAAUUGGACAAAUCGUAAUGGUGCAAAUAGUAUUCAAAAGCCAGCAAAAAUUCGUUUACAUUUAGAAGAAUUCGCUACAGAAUGCGGCUGGGAUCAUUUAUAUAUUUUUGAUGGUGAUAGUGUAGAAUCACCACUCUUAGCUGUUUACAGUGGACUAAUGUACAAGAAAAAUUUUUCGAUUCGUCGUGUGCCAGAAAUUGUAGCCGAAAAUGGAUCAGCAUUAUUACAUUUUUUUAGUGAUGAUGCAUAUAACAUGUCCGGAUUUAAUAUAUCAUAUAAAAUAAAUGGUUGCCCUACGAAUGAUUCAUCUGUUGAUUGUUCUGGAAAAGGUGUUUGUGUUGAUGGAAUUUGUACAUGUGACGCACAAUACACUGGAGAAGCUUGCAAUAUACAAAUAUGUCCAAAUAAUUGUUCAUAUCAUUUAAGACAGGGAGCAUGUAAAAAAGAGGCUCAUGUAUGUGAAUGUCGAGAUGGUUUUGCCGGCAAUGAUUGUUCACAAAUAAAUGCAUUAGGUGUUUGGUCAACAAUUAGUUUAGAAUAUUCUCUACCACCUCCAGGUAGUGCAUCACAUGGUGCUACUGUGUGGCGAGAUACACUUCAUAUAAUUGGUGGAGAAAGUUAUGGACGGGGAGAACUUUUAAAUAUGUAUGAUUUUAAUGGAAGGGUUUGGGAAACUGUUCAUAUGGAAUCAAAUAACAAAUCAAAGGUGCCUGAGCUAAGGUAUGCAGGAUCAACCGUGAUGUUCGGUGACAAAAUUUUUAUGUAUGGAGGUGUUGUUCCAAGAGAAGGAAUUUCUGGUGAAUUGUGGGCAUUUGAUGUAAACGCAAAAACUUGGGAAAAUAUUACUGUAAAGACAGAUUAUUGCAAUGGAACAUUUGCCAUGUGUGGGCCAUUAAAAGUAGCUGGACAUACUGCAACGCUAGUUCCAGGUUUUGGUGAUCGGAGUAAUUACCAAUUUAUGGUUGUUAUAUUUGGCCAUUCACCUCAAUUUGGGUAUUUAAAUACAGUGCAAGAAUACAAUUUUGGAACGCGAGAAUGGAAAAUUGUUGAAACAUAUGGUUAUGCUGUUAAAGGUGGUUAUGGUCACAGCGCUGCGUAUGAUACAUUAACAGAAAAAAUUUAUAUUUAUGGCGGUAUUGUAUCGGAAAGUGAAGCCACACAAAUAUUAAGUAAUAAAUUAUAUGCUUAUGAUCCAGUUUCAAGAGUGUGGACAUUGUUAACAUCUGCACCAAGCGCUCGAUUUUUGCACACAGCAAAUUUUAUAAAUUUAGGUUUAAUGAUGGUAUUUGGCGGGAAUACUCACAAUGACACAUCUCAAAGCUAUGGUGCUAAAUGUUAUAGUAAAGAUAUAUUAAUUUAUGAUGUUGUUUGUGAUUCGUGGCACAUAAAUUACAUGCCAAAUGAUUUAAGAGCUGAUAUGGCCAGAUUUGGCCACUCAGCCGUAAUAUUUGAAAAUUCUCUGUAUAUCUAUGGAGGUUUCGAUGGACAGUUAUUAUCAGAUAUGUUAAAAUAUACCCCAGGUAAUUGCAGUUAUUUUGAAAAAGAAGAACGAUGCUUAAAUGGACGGCCAGGAGUAAAAUGUGUAUGGGAUUCUGUAAGAAAUAGUUGUAUUCCGGUAAAAAGAGAAAUGAAAGAAGUUAUUUUGCGUAAAGAUCAAUAUGAAUUUAUUACUUGCCCACAAAAAAGCAGAAUAACUUUGACAACCGAGUUGUUAUUAGAUGUUACAAGAUGUGUUGAGUUAUCUAACUGUCAGUCAUGCGUAUCCAGUUCAUUUGGAUGUGCGUAUUGUGGUAAUGGAACAUGUUCAAAAGAUAAAUGCAGGGAAAGUAACUUUUUUGUGGAUUCUUUGGUUUAUAAUAUUACCAAUAUUACAAAAUUGGAUCAAUGCCCUGAAGAAUCUGGAAGUUUGUGCCCUCAAUUACAUUGUUGCAAUGCAUGUAUCGCUAAUAGUAAUUGUUAUUGGGAUAUUGAAGCAGCAAAAUGUAAGGGUAUAGGCAACAAAACUCUAGAUCCCGAAACACAAUGCCCAACUCCUUGUGCAAUAUAUACAAAUUGUUCUGCUUGCACUGAUAAUGAUUGUAUUUGGUGCCAAAAUCAACAAAGAUGUGUUGACCGAAAUGCAUACACAGCUAGUUUUCCAUAUGGGCAGUGUAGAGAAUGGACUACUCAUUCAUCCAAAUGUAGAACAGUGCCUUCUGCUGUAAAUAGCCAAAUUAAUGGUGAAGAAUCCGAUGAGUGUCUUGGACACAAGUCAUGCAGUCAAUGUGGAUCGUAUAAAACAUGUAAUCAAUGUAGGGAUGAUCCAGCUUGUGGUUGGUGUGAUGACGGAUCGGCUACAGGUUUAGGUAAAUGUCUUCCUGGUGGAGCUAGCGGAUCUCAAAGUGAAUUUAAAUGUAACAAAUCUCGUUGGCAUUUUACUCACUGUCCUGACUGUCAAUGCAAUGGACACAGUAUUUGUCCAGAUAAAUUUACUUGCAAGCAACCAUGUGCUAAUUUAACAGUUGGACGUAAUUGUGAUAAAUGUCGUCCAGGUUAUUGGGGUAAUCCUAUAAACGGAGGCACUUGCCAGAAAUGUGAAUGUAAUGGCCAAGGAACUUUGUGUCAUAGCGAUACCGGAAAAUGUUUUUGCCAUACCAAGGGUAUGAUCGGUGAUCAUUGUGAAAAAUGUGAUUUAACUAAUCAUUAUCAUGGUGACGCAACAAAAGGCUCUUGUUAUUACGAUUUAACCAUCGAUUAUCAGUUUACUUUCAACUUAUCCAAGAAGGAAGAUAGACAUUUUACGCAAAUAAAUUUUAGAAAUUCACCAGCAAAACCAGAUAUUGAUGCUGAUUUUUCUAUAACAUGCAGCGUUUUAGCUAAAAUGAAUAUAACCGUUCGGACAGCUGGUGGUCCUGAGAAAACAGCUUUUAGUGGUUUAAACUGCUCGAAUUUCCGACACAGAUUUUCUAAAACAGAAUAUCACUUUGGUUCUCUUGAUAAUGAUACAUUGACUACAUUUUAUGUUUAUGUUUAUGACUUUCAACCACCGCUAUGGAUCCAGAUAGCAUUUUCUCAAUACCCAAAAUUAAAUUUGCAACAGUUCUUUAUUACGUUUUCCAGUUGUUUUCUGCUAUUAUUACUGAUGGCUGCAGUUUUAUGGAAAAUAAAACAAAAAUACGACAUGUUUAGAAGAAGACAAAGGUUGUUUGUUGAAAUGGAACAGAUGGCGUCAAGACCAUUCUCUCAAGUUUUGGUUGAAAUAGAAAAUAGAGAAAAUAUAGAUUUGUCGCAGACUAUAGAAAGUAUUACAACAGCUAAAAAACGCAAAAAGGAUUGCCCUAGUCCAAUUGCCUUAGAACCUUGCAGCGGGAAUAGAGCUGCCGUUUUAUCACUUCUAGUCCGACUGCCUACUGGUGGUCUACAACAUGCUCCCCCCGGUCAAGCAGCCGGUUUAGCUGUAGCAAGUGCAUUAGUUACAUUAGGAAAUCCAAGGAGGCCAUCAAUAGAGCAUCCAAAAGAACCUAAAACUAAACGUAAACAAAGUCAGCAUCCCGAUAGUUGUACAUAAUUUAAAAUGUUUGAAAUUCUAUUAUAUAAGUAUAUUUAAUCAUAACAAAUUAUUAAGAAUAAAUAUAAUACUAUUAAUAAUAUUAUCAUUAAAAAUAUCUUGCUAGUAUAUUUAAAUUAUAAUUCUUAACAAAGUAAAAAAUUUAAACAUUCAACAAAAACAAAAUUAAUAAUAGCAUGUAAAGAACGAAAUAUGUAUGUAUGUAUAUUCAAACAAAAAAAUUAAUUCUUGUUGUUCUUAAUAAUUUAAUUACGAUAGCAAAACGAAUAUAUCAAUUAUGCAAUAUUAUUAAAUCUCGACUGCACUGCGUAA